UAAUACGACGUCGCCUAUUGCCUUGAUCCUUCCCUCUACAAAAACCCUUACAUUCUGUCUUCUCUCUCAGCCUCGGUUACAGCUUCUCUCUCAAGUCUGAGACUCUGAGAAUUCCUUUGUUCCGAAAACUGUACAAAAAUGGUACGAAAGGAAAUGUCCGUAACCGUACCAAGCUUGUUCCGUUGCCCCAUUUCGUUGGACGUAAUGAAGUCUCCGGUGAGCCUUUGCACGGGCGUCACAUAUGACCGUUCCAGUAUUCAGCACUGGCUUGAAUCAGGACAUGAUACGUGCCCGGCCACGAUGCAAAUCCUGUCCAACAGAGACUUCACUCCCAAUCUUACGCUCCGCCGUCUGAUCAAACUAUGGUCCCGUGAAUUGACGGUUUCGGAGCAGGAGAUUAAGGCUUUGAUUGAGGAGAUUGGAAGCGAAUGCGAGAACGUGAAGAAUUGCGGGGAAUGUUUGGUAAAGAUUUCGGAGUUUGUUCGUGGUAGUGAAGAGAAUCGGAGGUUUUUGAGUAGUUACUGUGGUUUCCUGGAAGCCAUUGUCAGUGUUUUGAAUCGAAAACACGUGGAGAUUUUCGUUUUGGAGUCGGUUGUUAAAGUUUUGAAUUUGAUUUUGAACGAAAAUGGAGUCAAAGAGAAAUUAAAUCGCUUGAUUUUCCAAAGCAAUAGUAAUUGUUUAGCUUCGAUUCUUCAAGUUCUUCAAAAAGGAAACCUAGAUUCAAGAAUCGAAUCAAUCAAAAUCCUGGAUGCAGUUUUACUGGAGAAAGAAUCAAAACGCAGAGUUUUAGAAACAGAGAGCAUCUUCUCCGAACUAAUCGAUCAACUCAGAACGUCAAACGAUCAUGAUAUAAACAACGCGGCAUUAUCAAUCUUAAUCACUCUAUCAGAAACUCGGUCAGUCAAAACUCAACUCAUCCGAUUCGGACUCGUUCAAAUCCUGUCGAAGAUACUCUCCGAUACGACAUCUCGGAUUCUGACGAUCGAAAAAGCGAUCAAGUUGCUGUCUAUAACCACCACGUGCUGCGAGGGGCGGGCGGCAAUUAGCGAAGAAUCGAGAUGCGUGGCUAGAAUCGUGGAGAAAUUAAUGAAGGUGAGCAAAACGGCGAGGGAGGAUGCCGUUGUGGUUAUCUGGAGCAUGUGUUUUAUGUACAAAGACGGGAGAGUAACGGAGGUGGUGGUUAAAAAUGAUGGCGUGACGAAAGUCUUAUUGGUUAUGCAGAGCGAAAACGAAGGGAUUGUUAGGAAAAUGUGCGGGGAUUUGGUUAAAGUUUUGGGGAAGAAGAAUUACGGGUUGGGAAGUUAUGAUACAAAGACAACUCAUAUCAUGCCUUACUGACUCUUUGUUUAACAACAAUUCUCAGUAUCGUGCCCUCUAUCAAUUUUGAACAAAUUGUACAUGAAGAUAAUGAAAAUGAUUUUGAUUUUGUAAUACACAUGGUUAGAAGAAAGGAUAAUUCAAAAAUUCUUUUGUCAA
Messenger RNA from Mangifera indica (mango), 1476 nucleotides. Its product is annotated as U-box domain-containing protein 29-like. Bases 139 to 1338 code for a protein of 399 amino acids. The record is from RefSeq and is a predicted model, not a curated record. Gene Ontology annotation, molecular function: ubiquitin protein ligase activity. Gene Ontology annotation, biological process: protein ubiquitination. Lineage: Eukaryota; Viridiplantae; Streptophyta; Magnoliopsida; Sapindales; Anacardiaceae. The transcript has a single exon.